Papilio polytes (common Mormon) is the source of this 858-nucleotide messenger RNA. RefSeq names its product fas-associated death domain protein (gene Fadd). Gene Ontology annotation, molecular function: protein binding. The record is from RefSeq and is a predicted model, not a curated record. NCBI's taxonomy places the organism in Eukaryota, Metazoa, Arthropoda, Insecta, Lepidoptera, Papilionidae. Gene Ontology annotation, biological process: signal transduction. The transcript has 2 exons. Bases 101 to 769 code for a protein of 222 amino acids.
AUAUGGUUUUGCUGAAGUUUUGAGAAAACUUUUUGUUCAUGUUUUGUUUUGUCAGAAAUUAAUCCUUAAUACCAAAAGAUCCUUUUUUUUUAAAUAGAAAAUGACUUUAACAAAUUAUUCUCAUUUAAAACAACAAAUAAUAUUAAGUGCAGGUCAAAGUGAUAAACAUAGUCAAAUAUUAGGUGUACUAAAAGAGUAUUAUAAAGAUGAAAUUGAUUCACCAAGAAGAUACGAGAACAUAAAUACUAUAGGAGAGUUAAUGAGAGUCUUGGAAAUAAGAGACAUUUUAUCGGAAGAUAAUGUUAUGCCCUUAAAAGAAGUAGCUUCCAGACUUUCAAACAACAGGGAACUUUUACGCAAAAUAGAUAUCUAUGAGUCGACUCAUGUACAGCGAGGAUUUAUUAACCAAUACGUUGACCAACAACAUAAUCAUAGUACACCCAAAAACGAGACCAUUGAGACAAUAAACAGUAAUCCAUUGGGUAAUAUGAGUAAACGUAAAAAGGAAAGAAUUUUGGAAACAAUUACAGAGGAAAUUGGAAUUUUCUGGCGUGAUCUAGCAAGAAAUCUCAAGAUUCGUGAAUGUGUUAUUGAUGAAAUUGAUUUGAACAACAGGAAUCUCUCGAUUAAAGCUGAAAAACUCUUAGAGGCUUAUGAACACAAAGCUGACCCUCAGAGAUGGUUUUUUGUACUGUGCGAAGCAUUAGAGAAAGCCCGCAGAAAAGACAUUAGCAGAUCAUUACAAGACAUAAUGUCAAUGAACAUAUAGUUUAUAUUCUGUGGUAAAUGUACAUUUUACACUUGUUUUUUUUUUUACUUUAGCCAUGACAUUUCAUAUCAAAAAUUAUUUUUGCCUUG